UACUUCCAGCCAGGCAUCGACAACUGUUACCGAUUUUCGCUUAGCAAUGAAUCCUGUGCAAUUGAAUUUACUAUGGAAGACUUCGAUUUGCCUUCGAGUCCCAGCUGCACGGAAGGCUACGUGCAAACAGAAGAGGGAGGUCAGAGAUACUGUGGAACUGCGCUGCUAUCAAAGACAUGGACAUCGACGGCUGCGCCAGUGACGGUGUCCGUGGCUAGCACGGCGGUCGCCCCCGCCGGCCACCGCGGCUUCAGCCUUCGCUACCGCCACCUGCCGUGCUGCGGGGGCGUCAUCAGCAACAACACCUUCCAGCUGUCCAGUAGCGUUCUGCCUACUGGGCGCAACUACUCCUGUUCCUGGACCGUGGUGCCCGCCACUCAGGACUCAUGUGAGCUGCAGGUGGACCUGGAGGAGUUGCGCCUGCCGUGUGGACAAGCUGAGCUGAGACUGGGCACUGUAAAACUGUGCGGGGACCGCUCCGGGGAGUCUGUGAGACUACAACUGGGAGCCGAAGGUGUGCCUGUGACGUUCUGGCGGAACGCCACGGCGGGCGGUGCCGUCUUCAACAUCACUGGUCGACAGGCCGAGGACUGCGACCCAUUCGAACUGGACGUCCCUCUGCAGUGACGAAGUGGUGUGGCGUCUAAUCCGGCUUCGCUUCUGUAGUUGCAUACGUUGUGAAUGAAACUCGUUACAUCAGAUCUGUAAG
Molecule: messenger RNA, 709 nt
Organism: Schistocerca cancellata (South American locust)
Lineage: Eukaryota; Metazoa; Arthropoda; Insecta; Orthoptera; Acrididae
Exons: 6
Coding region: 73-627 (184 amino acids)
Source: RefSeq, a predicted model, not a curated record